Messenger RNA from Porites evermanni, 543 nucleotides. The record is from the annotation of a GenBank genome assembly. Lineage: Eukaryota; Metazoa; Cnidaria; Anthozoa; Scleractinia; Poritidae.
AUGAGUGAUGACUGUCCAACAUUUGUGAAGGCCCAAGUUGCUAAGGCACAGCGUUUUGCAGACCACCCACAAGAACCAGUAUUUGAAGAGGAUGAGGAAGAUGAUCCUGUUGAAGCAGAAGAACAACCAGACUGGGUGGAUGUAUAUGCAGGGCAGAACCAAAUGUAUGAGGGUGUAGAGAGGGACUUUGAUUAUGGUAAUGGUGAGGAGGACUAUGACUGGAGCAGUACCCGUAUUAUUCUCCCUGAAGGAAAAGACCCAACAAAAUGGCUUCAAGAAAGCAGUAAAGCAGAUGACGAACGAGAGACAGAAAGUACAGACCUUGAUUUACCUCAAGUGUGUCCGUUGUCUCUAAAUGAGAAUCAGAAAGCCCUAGUGGGGCUUGUGUUGCACACCCUGUACAACUUUGUUGAAAACAAUGAAUAUUACCUUCCACUGUGGCUUGUUGUCUCUGCAACUGCUGGUACAGGAAAGUCUUUUGUCACAAACUGUCUCCAGAGGUUAGUGCGGCAAGUUUUGAAGCCAAUGAUGCAAUACAGGUGA